UCAGUAAGAAGCUGGUAUUUUCUAAAGCAAACAUUUUGAAAGAUUGUGCGAAAUAACAAUGUUCAAAUUGUUGCCACCACUACUACUACUCAGCACCUGCAUUGUGUGCGGUAUUGCCUCACCAGAGCCGGACGGUCGUUUCAAUUUCAUCAGCAGCAGCCGCAUCAGCGGCUCUUCCAUAAAACCGUUACAAACAAUAUCCUUGACAGCCAAGAGUCAGUACCCACCACAGCAGUAUCAGCAGCAGAUACAAUCAAAUACUGUUACGUCUGGGGAAGCGGACGACAAUAACGACUUGACGGACACUGUAGCCAGGCAAGACGGAAUUGCGCCCGCAUCUGUGACUACAAUAACUACCUCCUCACCAGUUCGCGGCAUCAAAUCGACUGUAGGAUCGCCCAUAACUCGCCUAACAGCUGUGGCUUCUGCUGGUUCGGCGACAGCAUCAGCAUCGGCAUCGCGUUCCGGGCUACGAGUGUCCUCUUCAAUUAACUUACCAUCAAGCAGCAGCUCUACGACAACUGUACAACAUCACAUCUUACCCGCCGAAACUCUACCCUUACCCAUCACCAUUUCUACACGUCCUGGACUGCGUACUGUUAUCGCACCGGAGACAAUAACUAUUCACGAGCCGACUGUAGCUAAGGUGGGUGAAGUGGUGCAGAAAAUACCGACUGCCGUGUCGCAUCAGAGCCAAACCGUUGUCCAUAAGCAUGCGCGUGUGGUCACGCCCAUUGUGGCACCCGCAGUGCGUACAAUCACGUCGCAAGUGUUGCGCGCCUAUCACACCCCGCUCAUCUUCGCACCUGAAACCACAGUCAUACGUGCAAGCGACUCAAAGCCAAAGGCAAGUGCAUCUGCAAGUGCAAGUGCAAGUGCAAGCGCCAGCGUCAGCUCGAAUGCAAACAACGCCGACGGCAGCGCAAACAUAUCGAAAUACAAAAACUGAAGCGAAAGAUGCUCUCAUUGCUGAAUUAGCUAUUAUUUACUUUAAAAUCUUUUGAAACUGCUCAUUGUGUUCCAGGCUAAUGUACUGUUUGAUAGGAAAUUUAUUUAAAAAUUUAAUUAUCAAAAUUUUACUCAAUGUGUCAUUUGGAAAUCUUUAAGUUUUGGAAUACAGAAAAUAAAACUGUAAUUUUUGGCAUUUACAAAA
Molecule: messenger RNA, 1153 nt
Organism: Ceratitis capitata (Mediterranean fruit fly)
Lineage: Eukaryota; Metazoa; Arthropoda; Insecta; Diptera; Tephritidae
Exons: 2
Coding region: 59-949 (296 amino acids)
Source: RefSeq, a predicted model, not a curated record